UAUAAUAAAACAUGAAUGAUCAAAUUAAAAUGUUGACAUUAUUAAUUUAGCUGAAGAUGAUACUAACAAAUAUACGCGUAUGAUAAAAAAAAAAUUAAAAAAACAAUGUCGGCCAAGGGGUCGGGCAGCAGCUAGUUGUUUUUAACGGAAAUGGCUAAAUUUGUCAUACUAGUUUCAAAAGUUUGACUAUAUCUGUGUAUUUUUUCAAAAAUUGGCUAUUGUUGUUACAAAGUGCAUAUUUAUGAUUAUACAAGUGUAUUUUUUUUCUUUCGUUCAUUUUGCUUUCUAUGCCAAAUAAGGCGAGUAAAUUGUGCAACGAUCCAGUUCAAUAUGGAACUAGAUUGAACAUGAAUAGAGCUAGUUCAACCGUAAAGGAAAUUUGAGAAUCAGAAUCAAACUAUAAGUGAUUUAUAUUACAUUUACUCCAAUUUAAAAAUUGAUUCAGUAUUUUCUAUAAUUAUUUAUAAAAAUUCAUGAAACCAAGAGUUGACCACUCGGUUUGAUUUGAUUCAUGGCGGACCAAACCUUUAUAAAUGAUUGUUUGUUUUUUUGGUAAGGAUCUGAGAUUGUUUUUGCAUUUACACAUUCCAAUUUCCAAACCUAAAACUGGAUCUUAAAUAAAUGAAGAUUACAAUAUGACAUUGGCCCAUUUAGGCCCACAUCCAUCCAAUUGUCUAUCGGACUUUCCGUCGCCUAUUCCCGCCGGGAAGAAUUCCCGAUUGGCUAACGUCGAGUCGCGGGUUGUCUUUUCUCGAUUCAGUUCAAUUCCGUGACUCCGACUCGUCGCCGAACAUGUAAAACAAAAUAAAACGAAAAAUAAAUUAUUCGGGAAGAAAAAGAAUCAAAACUAAAAAAACGAAAAAAACGAACGCCGUAACGAGAAGGAAAGGCAAGCAGAGAUCUGUUUGUUCUCCGAGAAACGAAGAGAGAGAAUACAGAGCGCGAGAGAGGAGAUUAGGCAAGUUAAGGGAAGGAAAGAUGAUGUCCGGAAACUACCAUCACAUUGACAAUCAGAAGGUCUCAGGAUCUGUAGCUGCGGUUACCGAUCCAGGGCACAUUCCAGUUCAGUUCGCAGAGUCGAAUCUGCAAACUUUUCCGCCCUCUGGCGCUCAGGGCAAGAUCAGUGGUGCAUCCAGGCCUCCCCGCGAUGCUGAUGAUUCAUUUUCAAAACCGGUCAAUGGUACCGAGGAACCACAACAGCCAGGUGGCUGGCUUCGGGCAUUCUCAGUUGCUUCAUACAAGCCAUACUUUGACGUUGACACUGUAGAUGUUCUAGAGAGAAUCAAAGAUUCACUAUUCCCAUUCAAUGGUUCCUUCAACGAGAAAACAACUAACAACCCAGAUUUGUAUGGACCAUUCUGGAUAUGCACUACCCUAAUUUUCGUAGCAGCUUCAAUUGGAACUUUUGUGACUUAUGUAGCACACAAGGUUGAGAAGAAAGAAUGGAACUAUGAUAUAAAUGUCGUGACUUGGUCUGCUGGUUUGUUCUAUGGAUAUGUAACUCUUGUUCCUCUCGCUUUGUACGUGAUCCUCAAGUACUUCUCAGCGCCAUCAGGCCUGGUCCAGCUCUUCUGUCUCUAUGGCUACUCUUUAUUCAUCUUCAUCCCAACACUGUGUCUCUCGAUUGUGCCCUUGGAGAUCUUCCGGUGGAUAGUUGCAGGUGUCGCAGGUUUCAUGUCAGCAUCAUUCGUCGCACUGAACCUCCGAGCCCACAUCAUGUCGGCAGGGGAGAGGUGGUUCUUGAUCGUUGCAGGGAUCUUUCUGCUGCAGCUAGCGCUGUCCGUCGUGUUGAAGAUGUAUCUAUUCACCGUGACGUUUUAACAUCAGAGCUUAACUCAUCAUCAUCAUCACCGUCCCUCAGUUCUUUAUUUGAGGCACAUGGAGAACUAUAAGCUGUAGAUUAUAGGAAAAAAGAAAAGAGUUUCCGUUUUUGGGUAACAAUAUGUUAGCUUUGAUAUGAUUCAUAUACAAGUACAUGAUUACAUUGUUCGAAAUAUCGUAGUACCCUCUAUGAAUUUCCACUAUUUUGCUUUGGGUGGGUGUAUUAUUCAUACUUGAUUGAAAAAUUUAACUUCCUAUUCCUCAGUUUUCUACUGUUCUUGAGUGAGACAAAUCUCAAAGGGAUAAAAUGACGAGAUGAUGAAGAAGAGCAGAGGGAGAAGGAAACCAAGAACAGUCAUAACCAAGUGCAAAAGAAGAAACCAAAUGUACAGGAAACUAGACGAAACAUCUUCACCUAGCUAAACCCCUUACCCAUAACAACAAUGCACAAGAUAAAGAUACCUUUCUAGCAGAAAUGCAAAAUAGUGCAGGAAAAAAGAAAACCUAGUUACUUCCACUUAACUUCCAAGUGUAAAACCUCCUCCAAUCACUGGGAGCCUAAAAGGCCACAGAAAAGUAGACAGAAAGUAUUGGGUUUUGAUACCUCUGAACAUUCAGCAAUUGGUUAAUUGUGUAUGUUUGACACAUGUGUAUCGAUUGUGUUAAAUGAUUUGCGAUUUGUUGAGAGAAUCGCAAUUUAGUUCAGUAUAUUUAAAUCGAGACAAUCAAAUGUUAAGGAUAGCAAUUAUUAUGGACAAUCUACCUAAAUAAUUUGUACUCAUUAACCAUAGAAAUGUGUUAGCUAUCAUACCCCUAAUGCGCAGUUCUUUUUACAACAGAACAGCUGUGUUCAUUUCACAAAAGUGACUUGCACCAAAAAUUACAGUAGGUAUGACAGAGGUCAAGCACAGUUAGUGAUGGCAAUUUCAACCUGUCCGCGGGUAUUACCCGACCCGAUCCGUGAUGGGGCGGGUAUUACCCGAUCCGCAGUAAUGUGGGGCGGGGCAUGGGUAUCUACUUCCGACCCGCCCUGCCCCACCCCGCUUUGUUUUAGACUCAUUUUAUCUCAAUUUUUUACAAUAUCUAUACAUAUUUCUCCUAUUUUGACUUUUCUUCAACUAGUUAGAUUCGAUCUUUCAACUUGUUAGGCUCAAUUAUCCAUUCUAUUAUCAAUAUUUUUCAUUCUUAAACUGUUUUCCCCUACGUUUUAUUGUAAAAAGUAAAAUUUACUGUUAUUUUUUUUUUUUUGAACAACAUGUAAGAGUGGGUCGACCCGCCCCGCCCCGUACCCACGCGGGUUUUACCCGCCCCGAUCCGUAGUAGCGUGGGCCAGGACAUGGGAAUUGAGGUACCCGCCCUGCCCCUACAUGCAAUCCUUGAUUCAGACUGCAAUUUCUUGUGCCGACAAUAAGCCAUCGCCUCAAAGUUCAAGAUCUCCCCCAAUUACUUGAUUCUCUUCUAGAUGGAGAGACUUGGGCAUGUUUUCAGCUUUCUCCAUCAACCAGCCAUCGAUUCCUUCUCCUUCAUCAAAUCAAUUGUCAUCACCAUUGACAGUUUUUGUUCUCCUCUUAUUCUAUGAAUCAAGUUCACGAAUUUCUCACGAAAAUUCGCGCUCCGACAAACAAAAAUUCGCGAAUUUU
Molecule: messenger RNA, 3461 nt
Organism: Linum trigynum
Lineage: Eukaryota; Viridiplantae; Streptophyta; Magnoliopsida; Malpighiales; Linaceae
Source: the annotation of a GenBank genome assembly